Chelmon rostratus (copperband butterflyfish) is the source of this 9427-nucleotide messenger RNA. RefSeq names its product ankyrin repeat and fibronectin type III domain containing 1 (gene ankfn1a). Gene Ontology annotation, biological process: regulation of establishment of bipolar cell polarity; establishment of mitotic spindle orientation. Bases 638 to 5107 code for a protein of 1489 amino acids. The transcript has 25 exons. Gene Ontology annotation, molecular function: protein binding. NCBI's taxonomy places the organism in Eukaryota, Metazoa, Chordata, Actinopteri, Chaetodontiformes, Chaetodontidae. The record is from RefSeq and is a predicted model, not a curated record. Gene Ontology annotation, cellular component: spindle.
UUCGCCUUCCUCCUUUCUUAAGUAUUAACCAGUUUAUUUUCCUCUUCCUAUUUCUUUCCUUGAAUCACUUUUUUAUUUGCCCUUCCUUCCAUCUGUCCUCCAAUUUUUUCCUUCCCUUCCUUUUUUAUUCUUCCUAUGCCUCCAGUCCACUUUUCCUUUCUUCCACUUUCCUUCUACAUGAGUCCCUAAAAUUGGACAGAAGCUGUUUUUUGUCCUCUCCUCUCCUUUAUCUUGUAGUACUUGUACUUUACAUACAAGAGUACAUGUCACCGGUUGUUAGCUGUAACUGGAGUUGGCUUUUUUUGGACCGUCUCAUUCACUUUUCCCAGUUAAUUGACUGCUGAUGAGUGUGAGUCAGAGCAGUAUUGAGGCUCGGCCGCUCCCAGAUGUGGACUGGGCGUCUGUGCGGUGAGUUAACCACAGUGAAAUCCGAGCCCGCUCCGGCCUGGCCGACUGUAUUUUGGGAUGUUUUAGGUACAUGGGGCAGGACAAAGACACGUUACCAGGCGGGAGCCCAGCCUGAGCAGAUGUUUCUGCUCUGGGAAUAGGAGAAGAAGAAGAAGAAGGAGAAGAGGAAGAAGAAGAAGCUACAUUGUUUCUGCAGAAGAAGGACGACUCAAAGACGAUAUGGCUGAAGAUGUCCGUGGAUUCUGAAAACUCCUGUGUUUUGCUGUCAUCGCAAGACUCCAGGACUUCCUGCAUCUUCCAGACCGCAGACGAGAAAGAUGACAUCCCAGGAGUGGGAGAGGAGAGUGUCCUGGAGAUGCUGAGCUACUCCAAGUUCUCCGACCUGGAGACAUGGCUGUGUAUGCCGUCCUCGCUGCUGCUGCCCCGGGCCCUGGACUCCACCCACACGUCCUCCUCCACCUCCUCUUCCUCACAUGCAUCCAACCACUCCUCCCCGCCGAUCUCCUCAUCCUCCUCCCCAGCCUCCGUCUCGCGUCGCUCCACCUGCAGCGACCCAGGAGAGACCGACACGCCACUGAGGUCGUCAGAGAGGGAAUCGACCUUCCUCACACCUGCACUGGGGAAAGAGAUGCCGUUUCUGGCUCCGUCCCUCCUCCCCAUCCUCUCCUCCACCCCUGCUGCCGCAGCGCUGAGCUCGGGGACGUCAGCGGGAGACUCUACCUCCCAGAGCGGGGUCAGCAUCAGGAAACGGCGGCGGCUCGCUGCCAGCCCUGGAGGACUCCACUGGAACUCUGCAGGUUUGGUGCUGCGUGACUUCUGGUCACCUGAUCUGUCUCCGGUGUCGGUGGGGAACACGACAGGAGGUGGGGGUGCGAGGAGCCUCCCCCUGGCUGACGGAGGCAGGGCGGCGUGGACCAGCGACCGGGCGGCCUUGAGGAAAACUGUUUCGGUUGACGACCGACUGCUGCAGCCAUCGGAUGGAGAACAGCCACACCUGAGACUGCUGAGUCGACUGGAGAGAGGCAGGAAGAAGCUCCGCAACAUCCGCAGCCUGGGAACCACGAGCAGAUACGACAGCAGGAAAAAGUCAGACAGUAAGAUCUCUCGGUUGGCCCAGAGGUGGAACCAGAGGCAGGCAGGAGAUGCUCUGAUCAAAGAUCUGAAGCCCCUGUUUAACACGGGAAUCCCCCGAUCUUCACUCAGUCUGGACAGCAGACGCCUCCCGGGUGUUAUGAGCCAGCAGAUGCAGAACUUGCAGUUGUCCCAGACCAGGAAGUGCCCCGGCGGGCCGGCCUCCCCCAGCGCCGCCAAGCGCCUUUACAGGAACCUCUCGGAGAAGCUACGAGGAAGCACUUCAUCCUUCGAAGAUGCCUACUUCUUUGGCAAGACGGACCGCCUGCGCAAAGCUUCGACCAUGCAGGGCAGCGACUGUAUCUUCGAGGCAGUGGAGCAGCAGGACCUGGACACAGUGCAGAUUCUCCUCUACCAGUUCUCAGCAGAGGAGCUGGACCUGAACACCCCCAACAGUCAGGGCCUGACGCCGCUGGACAUCGCCAUCAUGACCAACAACACGCCCAUCGCCAAACUGCUGCUAAAGGCCGGCGGCAAGGAGAGCCCACACUUCGUGAGUGUGGAGAGUCGGGAGGCCCACCUGAGCUCUCUGGUGGUGGAGGCUGAGCAGCGGGCGGCGGACCUGGCGGCUCAGGCGCAGAGAGACGGUCUCUCUCUGGAGGCCUGCCACAAGGACAAACAGCUGAGAGCCUGGGAGUGGAGGAGCAAGCUGUACAAACGCAUGAGGACGGGCUUCCAGCAUGCACGUGCCCCGGAAGCCCCCUCUAUGGUUCGUCUGAGCGUGAGCAGUAGCACCACACUGACCGUCACCUUCCAGGAGCCGCAGUGUCUCAACUCCACCGUGGUGACCAAAUACAGAGUGGAGUGGAGCUGCCUGAAGGAUUUCUCGCUGCUUGCUGGAGAGAUCGUGUUGGAUAAUCUGCAGACUCUCAAGUGCAUCAUCAGCAGCCUCACCACGGGUCGGCUCUACUACGUUCGAGUGUCGGCUUAUAACAUGAAGGGCUGGGGUCCACCUGCCUCCUCCCUCCCUCCAUCUGCUGCUCCAUCCAAUUGGAGGGAGAGCGACGGUCGGGAGCCCAGGAGGCGAGGCCACAUCGAGGCCAUGGAGCGUCUGCUGCAGCAGGUCCGAGCAACUCACACACACUACUGCUGUGGAGAUGCGUCAAAGCUCCAGAACCCGAGCAGGAAGCAGUCUGUGUCCAGAAGUCUGAAGCAUCUCUUCAACUCCUCCAACAAGUUUGUGAAAACACUGAAAAGGGGGGUCUACCUGGCAGCCGUGUUCUACCAUAAGGACAGUUUACUGGUGACAGCGGAGGACCAGAUCCCCAUCGUGGAGGUGGACGAUUCCUACAGCAGCUCCCUCAUGCAGGACUUCCUCUGGUUCACCAAGCUGUCCUGUAUGUGGGAGGACGUCCGGUGGCUGAGACAGAGUAUGUCAGUGUCUAUGUCGUCGUCCUCCACCCUGCAGGCCAGGCACAAGAUGCUGAGCGCCGCUGGCCAGCUGCAGAGCCUCCUGGGAACUCACAACCUGGGCCGGGUCCACUACGAGCCCAUCAAGGAUCGCCACGGCAACGUGCUGCUGGUGACCAUCCGCGACACGGAGAGCCAGCACUCGCUGUUCAGCGGGAAGUGGAUGCAGGUGACCAAACUGCAGAGCCAGAGGAAGUCUCUGUCCACACCCGAGGAGCCGUACGCCCUUGACAUCCUCAUCAUCACCAUACAGGACAUUCUGGCGUACCAGCGGCGCAGCACUCACCGGUUGGCCCCAGGACUCUACCUGGGCUACCUGAAGCUCAGCAGCUCUGUAGACCAGAUCAAAGUCCUGGUGUCCCAGCGGACCCCCAACAUGCUCUGUUACACCCGCAUACGAGACAACGCCAACGUGUCCAGGGAGGAGUGGGACUGGAUCCAGACGUUGUCGGCAGCAGGUGAGAAGGAGAGCGAUGAGGCGGGGCCCAGGCCUGAAAGCCACGCCCCUUUACUGUACUACGAGCUGCAGACGGGGAUCAAGUCUCUGCUGAAACACCUCAACCUACCUCUGCACCAGGCUCGUCACUUCCGUCUCUACAGUCAGGAGGUGGUGGAGCUCGGUCACGGCGUCUCCUUCCUGCUGCUGCUGCCGGCCGCCGACAACGUUUGCUCCGCCCCCGGACAGUCCAACCCCUACACGCCCCUGUCAGGGUUCCUCCACCUCCCUCUGCAGAUGUUUGAGCUCGUGCACUUCUGCACCUACAAAGAGAAGUUCAUCAGUCUGUACUGCCGUCUGUCCUCCGUCCUGGACCUGGACGCCCUCAUUACCCAGCAGGCACUGCGAGAAGCCAUCACUGACAGCGAGGUAGCCACGGCUAAACAGAGGCACCAGCUCAUACUGGACUACAUCCAGCAACUGGACGAGAUGCGUCGUGAUCUCCGCUGGAUCACCGACGCCCUGCAGUACGCUCGCUACAAGCAGCCUCGCGGUGGUGUGCCGAUCACCUGCCUGGUGGACGCAAGCGCUCCGGAGAGCGACUCCGGCCAGCAGAAGACCGACUCCACCUCCUCCACCAUGGACUACCUGCCCACGCCUUCCCCCUCACCUGAACUCCGCAGAAGGAAAGCCAUCAGCGACUCUCUGCUCGGUUCAGAUGAAGACGGGUUCUCGGAGGUUUUUCUGCCUACAGACAGCGACUACGACUCCAGCGACGCCCUGAGCCCCCGUGAGCUGGACCUGCUCUAUUCUCCAGCCCAGGAUCUAUCCCAGCAGGCCGUGCACUCGCUGGGCGGCAGCGCCCCAGACGUGCUGCAGAUCCACGAGCUCAGGUAUAGCGUCUGUCCACCCAAAGACCUCCCCCUCUCCCCGGUGCUGAAGGAUCCCAAAUCCAAAGACGCUCCUCUCUCCUCACCCCUCAUCCCCCACUCCCCCUCUCUAUCCAAGGACUUUCCUCUCUCUCCCUCCGGUCUGCCUCGCUCUCCCUCCCUCUCCAGGACCCUCCCCACCGCUCCAUCGGUCCCCCUGUCACCCAGAUUCUCCAAAGACCUGCCUCUAUCCCUCCCCCUGUCCCCGGCACUGUCCGACACCACCAAGACUCUGGAGGGCCUCUCCCUGUCCAACACCCACCAGGAGGGCAUCGCCCCCCUGAGGGCCCUCGCCAAUCCCCCUGCUAAACGCAAACUUCUGUCCAGGAGCCACCGGGGUCAGUACUUCAGCGGGCCCCAGCGCUGGCUUAGGGGUCACAGCGGGGAGAGUCACACCGGCUCUUUAUCCGAGGGGGUCUACACCAAGCAGCUCGACCCAGACUUACCUCUGCCGGGGGACCUGCCCUCCCUCCAGGGCACCACCUAUGUGAGCCACGCCUCCUGCGUCCUGGAGAGCCGGAAGGGCCGACACCGUGAGCAGCGGCCCCACGUCCGCAGGAUCUUUGUGGAGCCCUGCAAGGAGCUGUCGCCUGGCCACGAGAGGAGGGGCUGGGAGGAGGAGCAGGGGGAAGGGGUGGCGGAGCAGAUGAAGGCCGCAGGUGUGUCGGUGGUCGUGGCACAGGCGGAGUCUGGAGGGGAGGGGGAGGAGCCGGACGGAGCCUCCACCCAGGACGUAGACUCAGACGACCAAACAAAUGCCCAGGUGUCAGAGAUACUGAGCAGCACGCUGUAGAGUCGCACAGCAGCUGAGGAGGCAGCAGGUCGGUCUGAGCAGUUAAAGCUCCUCCGGAGACAUUUUCCAACACCAACACGACACCGAACAACACCCAUGAGCUUUCAGCCAGAUCACACAGCCCCCCCCCCCCUCAGCUGACGGCAUCGUUUCACAGCACUUUAACCACCUCUCGUCCGUGUUUGCUUAGAUAUUAAACAUGAAUCUUCAGAACGUCAGCAGAUUUGGAGAUAAACAUGAUGAGGCUGAAAGCUCUGAGAGUUGGAGUGUUUUUUCACGAUCUGAGGUGAAAAGUAAAGUCUGGAAAAACUGUUUGAAAGUUUAAGGCUAAACUUAAAUAUUCAAUAUGGCAUUCGAAAGGAUCUGCAAUCAAUGACACACUAUUGACGUGAGUCACAAAACUUCCCAAUCAUACAUUUUUCCUUUUUGCCCAGUGACAAAGGUACGGCGGCCCUGAGGGCUCAACACACGGCAGCUUAAGAAAACAUCCAAAUCCACAAAACAACAAAGUCUUCACCAAUUUGACAACACAAAACUGUUUCCAGGGGACGCUAAAAAGUGACGAACACGCGUGUUCAGCUGACUGUCCAACACGACUCGCAGUCACGUGUUUUCUCGAGCUGCAGAGCACUGAUCCCUCAGGGCCGCCGUACAGAACCGACCGGUCAAAACGUUUGUCUGAAGUGAACGACCGUCAGUUUACAGUCACAUAAUGAGAGUUUAAAAAGCUCAAACCUUCAUCUGUUGCUGCCCCUCGAGGACGGCUGAAUUCAAAAACCUGCCCAAAAUAACCUCAGACUGUGGUCAGAGGUGAAGAGUCAAACCUGGACGUCAGCUGUCGGGUCUCAUGUCAGCACUGUCCUCUCUCUCUCUGUCUCUCUACCACAGUGACGACCGGCCAGCCUCGUCAUGACGAGAAGCCCUCAGACUCCGUAGAUUGUAAGCUAAACUAAAGUUGCUGGUUCAACUCCGCCACGCCUCAGAACCCAUGGCAUCGACUGUUACGCAGAAAAUAAUCAAUGCAACACCAAACCGAGCACUGCUUCUCCGACCAGGAACUUUGCACACUUCGACUGCACGUCAACCAAAAAAAGGUGGUUUGAUUGAUUGUUGCUCGUAAGAAAUCCGAACCUUUUGUUCCCAGUUUAGUUAAGCGCUCUCGAUCUCUGAAACUGAACUGCUGUUGUUCCGUUGGUGUUUCUCUCGGCGGCCGUCUUCAGAGCAUGGAUUCUCCUCUACUUGAAGUGAAUGUACAGUUUAGUCCGUUUGUGUGUGGUCUCCUGUGACGAUUGAUUCCUGUCUUUCAGUCGAAGUUUUUCUGAGCUGCUCGGCUCUUAAUGUGGUCCAAUGAACCUGUGGUCAGUUUAAAGAAAAAGAUUCUAUACCUAUGAAUAUAUAUAUGAUUCCCUUGAGUCUCACACUCAGUCACUAACUCAGACCACUAGAAACCUUAAAACGGGAAGUAUUUUUAUAGCCUUGGAUUAAAGAUGUGCUAUUUUACCUGAGGUGUUGAUGAAUAGUCAGAGCUGUAUUUUGUUGGCAUGAAGUAGUUUGUAGCUGUCGUUUUUUUUCUGGACUGAAGCUUCGUGUCCAGUUUGUGCCUCCUCCCGGUUCAGCAUGACGAGGUCAGGGGUCAGGGGGUUCAGGUCAGGGGGGGGUCGGGAUAUCGUUUGACUAAAAACAGUCUGCACUUUGGCCCUCGGACUCACUGCAGUGUUUGUGUUGUGCUGUUGUGUUGACUUUUUGUUCAGUUUCAUGGUGUUCUCUCUUCUUUUAUUUUUCGUAUGCACCAAAACCUGCAGCUGUUUUCUUUGUGUUAACGAGAAAUGACGUAAAACUCCUGUCUGUUCAACAGGUUCUUCACGUGUAUGCACGGUAUUUUAAAAGUGCGUUUUUAAUGUUUGCACAUAGCAAUUAUGGAAUAAAAGCUAAUUGAAUAUAUUGGAUGCAGUUGGGCAUUAACUGUGGCAGCUUCUAUCAUUAAUGACUGUAAAAAAAGGUCCUUUUACUGUCCUCUGAGUGUUGAUGAUGAAGACGUAUGAAGUAUUAAUGUACAGGUUUUGUUCUGUUUGAAUGUGUAGCACAGAUACUGCAGUACUCUCUACAGAGGUUCAGCUUUACAGCCUGACGUGCACUAAUUAUAGCGACACAGGAAGUCCACUGCAGCACAUCGGUUCAGCGGUCGCCUCGUUCGGUCACCUUCUGGUUGGAAAUCAAUACAUUUAUUUUCUUUUUUGACGAGAGUUUAAAUAUUGAUAUCAGAAUUGUUUCUAGGUGUUAAAGGUCCAGUCUGGAGGAUUUAUGAGGAUCUACUGGCUGAAAUUUCAUAUAAUAUCCACUGAAGUUUUCAUUUGUGUAGAAAAUACUUGAAAAUAAGAGUCGAGCUACUAGAAUGAGUCUUUAUAUUUCCACAGGGAGCAGCUCCUCUUCCUCAUGUUGCACCGCCAUGUUUCUACAGUAGCCCAGAGCAGACAAACCAAACUGACUCUCGAGAGACUUUCAGGUUUUUAGUGGCCGAUGUCACUACAGGAAAGGGAGGCUGAGUCUGUUUCAAUUGGUUGCAAUCUGCAACUCACCACUAGAUGUCACUAAAUCCUACACACUGGUCCUUUAAGUAUAAUGCAAAAGCCAGGAGGUGAUUAGCCUAGCUUAGCAUAAAGAAUGAAAGCUGUAGGAAGCAGCUAGCUUAGCAUACUAUAUAUUUACUCUGCAUGCAAACAAAAAGGUAAACAUGCCAGUUUACUAUUUUAGGCUAGCUUUCCCCCGCUUCCAGUCUUUAUGCUAAGCUAAGCUAACCUUUGUAAACUCUGCACUUGACACAGAGACGUGACACUGAAUCCAUCUGAACAUCUCGGAAAGAAAACAAGCUAAUUUCCCAAAAUGCCAAACUGCUCCUUUAAUUCAGUAUUAAAAUUGGUUAUUUACACUCUAAACCGUAAACUUCCGUUUACUCCGACUCGAGUUUUAUCGGUUGUGACAACGUUGUUCUCACCAAAGUCAGAAACAAGCAGCACAAUGAACAAACAGGCUGGAAACAAACACAUCCUUUCAAACAGCAACAGGCAGCUCACCUGGUGGACUGAACACCUGAACACCUGAACACCGAGGCCGAGUCCUCAGGAGCGGCCGGUCUGAGUCCAACCUUUGCUGUCUCUGUCUGUCUGUCUGUCUGUCCGUCUGUCUGUGUCUCUGUGUCUGUCUGUGUCUCUGUCUGUCUGUCUGUCAUUAGCUGUUCUAGUUCUAAGAAAAAAGUCUUGGUUCCAGUGAAACUUCAUCAGUCAGUUCUGUCCAGUCAGAGAUUCUUGUUAUUGUGUCAGUGAAUGUAGUUUGGAGAUUUUAUCGGGAGAUAAAUUCAACACUUUGAAGUCGAUUUUUUAAAGCACAGUUUGCUUGGACUGGAGAGAGACUGUGUUGAGAGACGCUCGAGUCAGCUUUGAAAUAAACGUGUGACUCAGAUGAAUCAAAUCUUUUUUCAUGUAAUGAAUCCGAACACAAUGUCCACUGUCAGUGCAGGGAACGUGGACCGUGUUCUGCUGGAGAACCUUCAAACUGAACAGGAAGAACUGCUGACUGAGUCUCUUCUCCCCGCUGAACUCGCUCCUCUCUGUCGUCACCUCGGCCUGAAAAGGUUUACAUGGAUGUGAACGUGUCGGUUUGUUUCCAGCCUGUCUGAUUUCUUCUCUUUACUGUUCCUCACAUGUUUAUGCGUCCAGUUCGACGUUCUAACGGACAGAACCGAUGUCCAGAAACUCCAAAAUAAAGACGUGAUGAACUGAACUUUCCUGUGAGUUCUGACCCAAAAUCAGCUUCAUUAACAGACGUUACAAACACUUUGUGACCUCUGAUUGAUGCAGCAGAGAAGCCGUUCAUCAUCAGAACCACGUCUGCGAGCUGAGCUGCAGCCUUAAUGUUCCUCCUCAGAACGUACUUCAGUCUGUUUAUGUGAUGAGGGAUUUUCCACCUGAAACUUCGGACAGAGCGUUCACCUGCGAGGCUCAGAGCGUCACGUGACACGCGUUCUCACGUUGGAAAGACUCUGUUCACGUCUGUCUUCAUGUCCGUCAGCCUCCUGACGAUCACGUCCACCUCCAGUAUUUUGUUACUGUGUUCGAACACAAACGAGCUCAAACGAUCUUCUGUCUGUAUAUUUUUGCAUCUUCGAUCCGGUUUUAUGAACCCAGUUUGACUUCUGACUUUAUUUAUUUGCAGCAAAAAGACGAAACGUGUUUUUUUAUGUAAAAAAAAAAAAAAAUUGCUCCAGUGUUUUCAUGCGUUUGACAUUUUGCAACCUCUGAACUCACAUGAUUGGAUGUAUUUUAA